This is a messenger RNA of Uloborus diversus, 1151 nucleotides long. It is a transcript of the gene EMC10, whose product is annotated as ER membrane protein complex subunit 10-like. The transcript has 8 exons. The record is from RefSeq and is a predicted model, not a curated record. The coding region runs from base 155 to 895 and encodes 246 amino acids. Gene Ontology annotation, cellular component: EMC complex. Lineage: Eukaryota; Metazoa; Arthropoda; Arachnida; Araneae; Uloboridae.
UUUGUGAGUGAUCUACUGCGUCUAAUGUAGUGUAGUUUCGGUAGUCAUGUACACAUGAAUUUUGUGUGAUUUUCUGGAAAAUUAUUUAUAAAAUUAAUUAAAAAUACACUCAGCCAUUAUUUGUUUAGCUGUUGUGAAUUUGAAAUCCUAAAAAAUGCUUGUUAACCGCAUUCAAAAAUUUGUUUUGUUUGUUGUGGCAUAUUCUGUACAAAUUGCAACUUCUGCUUCAAAUUUUCCCUCGAAACCAGAUUUACAAACGAAACUUUUAGAGCUUGAUGAACUGGAUGGUCUAGUAACUCUGUUUGUACAUCAUAGCUUAGAGCCUAGUAAUUCACCUCCAGUUUAUGUGCAAAGAGGCGUCAUUACUGUUCAUACUUCUCGAAAUGAAGCUAUUUAUAGCGAGGGGAAGCUGUUUUCUACUGCUGAAGUAGAGAAGCUAAAAAAACUUGCUGUGACUGAUGAUAUAUAUAGAAUCAAAAUUUCCACCAAAGCUGACGAUCCUGAUAGUAGUUCAGUUUCCUCAUUCACAAAAGCUUGUGCAGUCUAUGAAUCAAGUCUCACUGAUGUUUUAACUGUUGCUCUGGACCAAAGUGGAGUACCGGUAGGAGUAGGAAUAUCAGCAUCCCCACCUUAUUGUUAUGGAAGUUCACCAAGUAGUUCAAGAAUAACUUCAUUUAACACCACUGUCAACGUAGUUUCUCUAGUAAAUGCUCCAGUCCCUGAUACACUAACAUAUAUUCAAAGACUUGAACAGGAAAAAGCUGAGAAAGCAAGAGGAGAACAAGGAGAUAAUAGAUCAUUUUUUGCUAAAUAUUGGAUGUAUAUUGUUCCGUUUGUGAUAUUUUUGUUCAUAUCUGGAGCAUCGGGACCCGAAGGGCAAGGUGCAGGACGCUGAAGUGAAUUGUGCAUUAUUAGCAGAUGCAUUCACUAUAUUCAAUAUUGACUGGAAGCAAUAUGUUUAGUAUUCUAAAACCGAUUUCACUAAGCAUAUUCUUACAUUUUUCUUUCGUAUUGUGACGAAUUCAUUAUAAAUUAUCGUAUCAUCACAAGAGAUAUGAUCAUUUGAUAUUGUUUGGAAAUUUUGUUUUUGUAUUUAUGCAAUAAUAAUAAAGUUUUGUUGUUUUCGAUAGAAAAAAAUUUUUUUUACAGAA